AGAUGAGAUGGGGGAGAAAUGGGCGGUGGUCAGUUGAAGGAUAAUCCUUUGUGAGAGCUGUGAGCAUAAAUACUACUGCAACCAAAAAACUUUUUAAAAGCUGUGAAUUAUCUCCUGUUGUUUGAAGAAUUACUGGAGGAUUCAUGAGAGAUACAGAAUGAAACUGCAUUGUUUCUCAUCCAUGGAGCUCUGCAUCACAUCCUGUUUGAAUUCAUACCUUGUCUGGACAUCACCGUGACACCAAGUCCUCACAUUCAUUGAAACACUUAUUCUAAGGAGAGGAAAACAAAGACCUCAACAAUGUAUAGCUGUUCUGUUCUUCAUGUACUCCUUAUAAUCCACAUCUUGCCCGUUUGGCUUGGAGGCGUUCUUCAAAUCUCCAAACAACAGCAGAAGAAGAUCCGGUCAAGUAAAGGCCCAAACGGGUCUCACCUAAGAGUGAAACGAGGCUGGAUUUGGAGCCAGAUAUUUGUUGAGGAGGAAGAUCCAACACUGAGAAAGAUUGGUCAGCUGAAAUCAGACUUUGACACAGGGGACUUUACAAUAAAGUACAUUCUGUCAGGGGAAGGAGCUGGUGAGAUCUUUACUAUUGAUGAGCACACAGGUGAUAUUCACACACUACAGCGUCUGGACCGCGAGCAGAAAGCCUACUACAAACUGCAGGCUCAGGCCAUCAACCGCAGAUCCAAACAACCCAUUGAACCAGAAUCAGAGUUCAUUAUCAAAGUCCUGGAUAUCAAUGACAAUGCUCCAGCAUUCCUUAAUGAGCCAUACGUGUCCAGCAUCCCGGAGAUGUGUUCCACAGGGACCACAGUCAUCCAGGUGACAGCCACAGAUGCAGAUGACCCCAUGUUUGGGAACAACGCUAAACUCAUUUACUCAAUUCUGCAGGGAGAGCCAUAUUUCUCAGUGGAGCCCAAAACAGGAAUAAUUUUGACAUCGUGGCCCGAUAUGGACAGAGAAGCCAAGGAGACAUAUCAGGUUGUGGUUCAAGUAAAAGAUAUGCUUGGACUUACCGGAGGCUAUACCACAACAACCACAGUGACCAUCAGCCUGACGGAUGUCAAUGACAACGGGCCCAUGUUCCAGCACAAUUUGUACACAUUUUCAGUAUCAGAGUCAGCUCCAGUGGGCACCACUGUGGGCAGAAUAAUGGCAGACGACAGGGACAUUGGUGUGAAUGCAAAGAUAAAUUACAGCUUAGAGGACCUAGAGGAGAGCAGCACCUUCACAAUCCAGACAGACCCAAAAACUCAAGAGGGGAUUAUUAUCCUGGCUCAGCAGCUGGACUAUGAGAGCAAACGGAGGUUCGUCAUUGCUGUAGAGGCCAUUAAUGAAAACAUUGACACUCGUUUCCUCAGUGUAUCCGAGUUUCGUGACAGAACAACACUCAAAAUCAUUGUAACAAAUGUGGAUGAGCCACCCGUCUUCUCCGUAACACUCUACAGAUGGAAAGUUUUGGAAAGCACACCAAUCAGGACUGAAGUUGGUACCGUCUACGCCAGAGAUAUUGACACCAACAACAACCCUAUCAGAUACAGCAUUACACAAAGCAGUGACACAAGACAGAUGUUCAGAAUUAACCCCAGUAAUGGGACAGUAUAUGUGUCCGAACCUCUGGAUCGAGAGACAGCAGCCUGGCACAACUUGACAAUCACCGCCAGAGAGAUCAAAGAUGAGCAGCUUUUCUCCUCUGUGUCGGUGCUGAUUACAGUAAUGGAUGUCAACGACAAUGUGCCUACCCUGUCCCGAGACUAUCAGCUCUAUGUAUGUGAGGAUGCACAGCCAGGAGAGAUCAUUGAGUUGAUCAGUGCCACUGAUAUGGAUGAUCCAGAAGGCGGCCAUCAUUUCUACUUCUCCAUGAUCCCAGACAAACAUAUUAACCCAAAUUUCACCAUCAGAGACAAUCAAGAUAACACAGCUGUCAUCCUGGCUCGGCGAAGCACCUUUACCCAACAUGAUCGCAUGCAGUAUCAUCUUCCUGUGGUGAUCAAAGACAGUGGCUCACCCAUCUUAUCCAGUACCACCACACUUACCAUUAGUGUGUGUAUGUGCCAGCCUUCAGGUCACUGCCCAUCUAACAGCGUGGAAGCCAAGGCACUCUCUCUGGAUGUCAGCAUGCUGACAGUGCUUGGCCUGUCUGUGUGCCUAAUCACAUUUGUAGUGCUCUCAACAGUAAUGCUAGCUAUGCAAAAACACAAGAUGUUAUGUAAGAAGAAACUAGCUAUGGAAGAGCUGGAGACAGAAGAGUUCUCAGACAAAGUUAUGGGUUUUGCCCUCCCUGAGACAGUGUCCUGCCAAAAUGUUUCCCUAAGGCCACAUCCACGGCAGCGAGAGCACAGGCUUUGCAGAAAGGAUGUCGCUGCCAGCAUCCGUAUGUCUCUGUGUCACUCUCGUCUUAUUGGACCAGAGGAUGAUGUCUUCCAACAGUUUAUGUUUGACCGGCUGGCUGAGGCAGAUGAAGAUCCAUAUGCACCACCCUUUGACUCUCUCCACACAUAUGCUUUUGAGGGGACAGGGUCUCUUACAGGUUCACUGAGUUCACUGGAGUUUGAUACUUGUGUGAGUCCAGUUAAUUUCCUGAGGUUGUCGCCCUGGCAGGGAGAAGCAGAAGACGACACUUUGUUCUGACCUGAAGAGAAAAUUUGAAAAUAACAAAUAGAAAUAUUCUCACCAUGAUUUAUAUAUUUUGAAUAACUAAAAACUUAAUAAUAUGAAUAUUUUAAAGCAGUGGUUCUUAAACUGGGGGCCGUGAGAUGGUGCCAGAAGGGCCCAGUUUUAUUACAUUUUAUAAAAUAAAUUAAUUUAUCAUAAAUUCUGUGUAAUUCAACCUAAAAAAAUAAGGCUACUAACUAGGGAUGUCCCGAUCCGAUCACGUGAUCGGAAAUCGGGCCAGAUCACGUGGUUUCAGACUCGAUCGGAAUCGGACGUUACCUCCCGAUCAGGACUCGGAUACAUAUGCAGGGUUUAAAAUCCGGCGUCAAUGUCUCGCUCUGCUCCGCGCCAGUGUACACGCUGCGCUGGUGCGUGUGAACUGAAGAUAAGAGAAUAGGCUUGUUCGACUUCAUGCGGCGCCACAAGAACCGGCAGCCGGAUGACGUCAAAGUUUCGCGAGAGCGAUUUAAUAGCGAACUCCUACGUAUGAUUUCGCGGAUCACUCUCGCGGUAGUUUGACGUCACCCGGCUGUCAAUUGUUGCCUAUUGACGUGUUUUCAUUCAUAGGCUUCACACUCGUGCGUGCAGGGUACCCACGACGAAACCGGGUUUUAACCGCUCAUUUAAAGACGCGUUGCUCGUUUUUGUCAUCAUGUGCUCAGACGCAGCUCCGUGUCUCACUCAGAACCUCAAGAACGCGCAUUCGCGCAGGAUCAUUUGACAUUACUGUAGAGAUGAGAGAUAGAGAGAGAGGUAAAAAUGGUGCCCAUGUUGAAAAAACUUAAUAGAAGUCUAGAAACAAAGUAUUAAAGUAUGUAUAGCAUGUCACUCAUCUCAUUACAAUAUGUUAACUAGAUAAUUGGAUACAACUUAUUGUAUAGUUUAAUAAAAUAAUGUAUUUUCAUUUUACAAGUUAAUUACGACCUAACUAUAGGUAUUUUUUAACUAACUGCUGACCAGCUUAGGGAAUCUCUAUGGCUAUUUAAUAUUUUAUAAGACAUAUUGCUGAAUCAGUAUGUUGUUUUUCUUGUUAAUUGAGUCUUUUGGGGUAGCCUAUCUUAUGCCUAGAAUUAGUCAAGGAGGUUGAGUCUCAUAACUUCCUUAAAAGUUUGAUAAAUUGUGCAUAAUGACAUGUGCACCAAAUGCAUAUAGGGUGUCAGACUCAUAGAUUUGCAUAAUUUAAAGUUCAGGUUUUAAAGUUUGGGUCAACAUGUGGCACAGCUUUAAAACUGAAAUUUAAAAUCCUAUCAGAGGUACAAAAUGUCAUUGAAACACACCAGUGGCUUUGCUGUCAUCAGGAUUAAACAUGUUACCCCUCGAACCCUCCCUCAGAGCCUCCUCACAAAACAAAUCUCAAUUUAACCCCUGUACAUAUACUAUAUAUAUUCUCAUUAUUUUUAACACAUCUAUAGUUAUGCGCUGGCACAGAGUUAGACUCUUUUGACUCCACACAGAAACAGCAACGCGUGCGGCAUAACAUAAGGAGCAUCCUGGAUCUGUUUUUCGCUCUUCUUUAUUCUUUUUUUAUGUAUUAUAGAAGUAUUGGAUCGGGACUCUGUAUCGGCAGAUACUCAAAAUCAAAUGACUCGGACUCGGGGGCAAAAAAACCUGAUCGGGACAUCCCUACUACUAGCCAACAGCACUACUUUGUAUAAUUUAAUGUUUUGUUUAAUUAAAAUGUUAAGUUUGAGAACUGUUUUUUUGUCAUCAAUUUCUUUGGGGGGUCCGCAAAGGAAUGCACCAUACACAAGAGGGCCGCAUGAUGAAAAAGUUUGAGAACCACUGUUUCAGAGUGAAUCAAUGUUUGCCAUUUUCAAUUACGAUUUUAAUCAGAGAUAUUUUAUUUUACUGCUGGGAUUUCUAGCCUUUCGAUUUUCAGCAUUAUGUUUUAUUUAUAUUGGGAAAAUAUGUCUUUUUUUUUUUAAAGUAGAUUUAGUAAGAUUUAUGUAAACUACAUUUAGCACAGUUUCAGUUAUCAAUACAUUCAAGUGAUUAAAUAUUCUUUUGAGCAGAUUACAAAAAGUAUAAAGAUUAGAUUUUUAAUCAGAUUGGUCUUUUUAUUCCAAUUGAGGUGUUUACAUGCAGCAUUUUCAUUCAGAACAUGAACAUUUAAACUGAUAACAGUUGUCCAUGUAAAUCUGAUCUCUAACAAAAUGUCUUUACAAAAAUGCAAUUAACUUGAAAUUUGGUAUUUUUUAAGAAACCUUCCCAUAUUUAAGAAGGGAUAAAAAAGAACAAAUGGACCCAGUUCAGACUGCAGACAAAAGUGGCAAAAACGGGGCUGCGUACGACACUUCCCACGCAAAGGUUGUGAUCUAUUAAAAAAACUUGACGGCAGAAUUCUGGAUACAAUUAAUGGGAUAUGGCGACACAGAUGGCGAGAAGGUGAACUGAAAUCAGAUUGAAGAAAGUAAAUAUGACAAACACGAUUAUAAGUAUUGAUAACACACACACUUUAAAUUCACUAUAAUACGUUAAAUCCACGUUAUCAUGACGAUGCUUUUACUGAGUGAUAACUGUUUCAUAUACAUCUUGUAAAAUUAAAUCUUAAAUCAAAAAUAAUUUUAAAUAUUUAAUCAGCGCUGUCUCAAGGUCACAUUGUCCACUAUGGGAGCGCGAAAUGGACCGACAGAUGGAUAGCAUGAAAUAUUCAUUAGAUAACUGCAGAACACAGUGUAAAUAACCAAAAAUUAUCCUUAAUUAAUGUGCAUUUUUAUCAUCAAAUCUCAAAGUGUGAAAAUACAGCCAUCAAGCUCCCGGACAAUCGUUUCUCUUAAUGUUACAGUUAUAAUAGUCUGAAAUAUGAUGUGAAAACCUGCAUGAAGAAACAUGUUCGGCGUUACACUAAAAUAAAUAUUUACUCACACGUGUACAAGUUAAUGCAAGUCAAGGAAAUUACUAUUUAUGUUUUUAAAUUUAAAUUAUUCAUUUUUAUAUAACUUCUGUUUGUAGAGCUGAGGAGAACGCUCGUGCUGCUGGAGAAAAGUCUGCAUAUAUCAGACGCAUGCACUGAAGAAGCAGAAAACUCAUAUCCAUUUUAUUUUAGUGAUAACCUCUCAUUUAUGCUGUGAUUUUAAUAAUAAUAAAGAAUUUUAUUUAUGGGCGCCUUUCUCAACACUCAAGGUCACCUUACAAAAUCAACAAUAAAACACACAUUCCAAUAAACAAUAAG
Messenger RNA from Misgurnus anguillicaudatus (oriental weatherfish), 5827 nucleotides. It is a transcript of the gene cdh19, whose product is annotated as cadherin 19, type 2. Gene Ontology annotation, biological process: multicellular organism development; cell migration; cell-cell junction assembly. The record is from RefSeq and is a predicted model, not a curated record. Lineage: Eukaryota; Metazoa; Chordata; Actinopteri; Cypriniformes; Cobitidae. Gene Ontology annotation, molecular function: cadherin binding; calcium ion binding; beta-catenin binding. Gene Ontology annotation, cellular component: catenin complex; plasma membrane; adherens junction.